Molecule: messenger RNA, 2158 nt
Organism: Umbelopsis ramanniana AG
Lineage: Eukaryota; Fungi; Mucoromycota; Umbelopsidomycetes; Umbelopsidales; Umbelopsidaceae
Exons: 5
Coding region: 272-1924 (550 amino acids)
Source: RefSeq, a predicted model, not a curated record
AGAAGUAUCUUGGCAUUCUGAAUUUGAACCACAUUACCAACGGUAACAUUUGGAAUAGUUCAGUGAGUUAAGUGUGCAGUGUGUGUAGUCCUACGGCAAAUAGGCGUGGUGUGCUACAGAUGUGGACCCGGGUUACAAUGCUUGAAAAUCAAGCCAUCAUUACCCAGUUUCGGAGUUCUUGAGUUUUUUAAGAGAUCGACAUAACUUAAUAACCUUACUCUUUCAUCUAAUAGCAUCAUCGCUUUCCCCUCUUUCUAUUUACUUCUUCAAAAUGCCAGCUUAUCGAAAGUUGGAAUCCUCAGAGCCAACUUUAGGGUACCAGAUGGCUAGAACACUCACCGUUACUAGCCUUGCAGCAGCCGUAGUGCUCUCGUUUGGUGCUCUAUUCUACACAACAACGAGUCGCCAUACAACCUCGGCCGUAGCGCAUUAUAGUGCUUUUCAGUGUGGUUUGCCUCCAAAGCUGACAUUUCCAGUAUCAGAAGAUGGAACAUAUACACCCACUGAUCCACACCCUUCUCUUCGACAAAUCGUCACCUUUGUCAAACCAGAAGACCAUGACCAGUACUGCGAGCAAUGGAAGCAGUUGGCCGACUUGGAAAAUGCUACAGCUGCGUAUGAUCGCAAUAUACAAGACCAAUGUGGCAAUUGGCAAGAGAAGUAUAAGCGCUUGCACCAGCGUCGUACUCGACAACUGGAGCAGUUGAAGAAUGGAGAUCUGGACGAAAAAAAUUAUGAAGACCGUCCAAAGUUCAUUUCGUACAUCUGCGCUAGUCUUGGAGGCUACCACCACUCUGGAUGCGGCGGACUUGCUGAUAGAAUGAUGGGAAUGGUGUCCACGUUCUUUACAGCCUUGGUCACGGAUAGAGCUUAUUAUGCUUACUGGGAGCCACAUAACCCAUUUGAACUGGAGACAGCAUUCGAAGCUCCCAAUAUUAAUUGGACCUACGAUGUAGACACCUUCAACCGCAUUUACGAUAAUUCUUCGCUCAUGACCAGUCGUCGCUUCCUGGAUACCAUCAAUGUCAAGUUGGGAUACCUUGACACCAUGCUUUUCGGAGGUGGAACUGACACCAACUUUACUGAACUUUGGCCAGAAAGUUUGAUCGAAUCCAUAUCCAACCGUGGCUAUGUACUACAUACCUUGAGAAAUUCAACCAUAUACCCUCAAUUUUUGAAAUCCAUGGGCCUCAAUGAAGAAAACAUCUUUGGCUGUAUUACCGACUUUUUAUUCCGCCCCACCAUAGGAUCCAGGCGAUUCAUUGAUGCCUAUCGAUAUCUACUUCGCCUUGACAGUGUCCUUAGUAUCGGUGUCCAAAUCCGAACAGGCGAUGACAAUAUCAUUGAUCCAGCUACUGGAGCUCUGGGUACCGACAUGGCGACAUACGAUUACUUUUUUAAAUGCGCACGGCAGAUUAGUGAAAGCCGCCGAAAGCCACAUCAUACCAAAGUAGUCUACUUCCUCGUUACGGACUCGGCUUCGUUGAGAGAUCAGGCGGUCAAGCUAAAUGAUAAUCCCGUUCUCAGUGAAAAGUACUUUGGAGACAAGAACUCUCGGGUGCUGGUCACUGGGCUGCCUAUUGAGCACAUUGAACGCGGAGAGGUGACACAUGCCUAUACCAAACACUUGAACCUCACUGACGCCGAACGAAACUCCAUAGAACAUCAAAUCUCUCAUAAAGAGCAAAUCGCCGGUGUCAAUAGUGCCAUUAUUGAAAAUUACAUCCUGAGUUCCACUUCCUAUCGCGUCAUCACCAAGAUGGGAUACGGUAAAAUGGCUGCGUUCAAUUCUCGGGUCAAUGGCACCACCUAUGCUCUUCCAGUGUUACGCAAAUAUGAACUUGGCGCUGAGGUCCCAGAUUGUAGCGACCCGAACGCCAUAGAAUCGUUUGAAAACCUAAGUCUUAUGUGGAGCUUGGGUUAAAAGGCUUGACUCCAUGUCAAUUAAUAUACUCAUGAUGGUUUUGUUAUUGUUCUCUACAAGGCACGAUCACUCCCUACUUUAUUUCUGUACCAUAGUUAUCUUCAUUCCUUCCCCACCCCGAUCUUUUGCCGUUGACCAGCUUGUCAUCUAUGUAAUUUAUUGAUGCUGUGCAAAAUUGCUCAGUUCUGAAAAAUAAAAUAAAUAGACCUUUCAAUUGAAGCUAAUUAUGACCCC